AUGAGAGAGAGACGAGUGAGAGAAAGAGUAAAUUUGGUCAGUCAAACGUCCUCCGGUGAGGAAUGGACGGCGUUUGUAGAUAACUUGAGCAAGAGAGUAUCAAGGAGAGUUGUUAGAGAACUUUUUCAACACCAGGGUCAAGUAAUGCGGGUUUACAUUCCGAAUGUUUCAAAAAAUCCGAAGUAUAGGAAUCAAACGUUCGCUUUCAUUCAGUUUGAGAAUGAGGAAGGCUUAAAGAAGGCGAUUGAAAACGUCAAUGGAGCGUGGAUUGAUGGAAAGAAAGUGACUGUAGGGGCUGCGAAAUAUCAAAGUUAUAGGUCUAAAAUUGCAACUGCCAUUAGAUCCCAGAAAGAAAAAGAUAUGUCAAUCAAGGGAGAGGAGAGGACGAUAAGAGAGGGAGCAUAA
Hibiscus syriacus is the source of this 405-nucleotide messenger RNA. RefSeq names its product serine/arginine-rich splicing factor 2-like. The record is from RefSeq and is a predicted model, not a curated record. Gene Ontology annotation, molecular function: RNA binding. The coding region runs from base 1 to 405 and encodes 134 amino acids. Lineage: Eukaryota; Viridiplantae; Streptophyta; Magnoliopsida; Malvales; Malvaceae. The transcript has a single exon.